CUGUUCGUGUUCGUCGAGCAAAAGAUACAAUUUAAAAGCCGCUUGUUGCUGUCUGUUAAGGAGCCGCAUAUAUUGGACUAGUUAACAGACCAGAUUUCAAUUCGAGCAUCAAAAUUAUAAACAGACGCACCAAGAGAUGGCGACAGCGACGGCUUCAAGGAUGACUGCGGCGUCUUUGAUAAUCUAUGCUGCACUCCUGAUGGGCGUGGCCGAGGGCAACGGCAAUGAGAAUGGGCAGGCGACGGGCAAGCCCUCGCUGCUGCGCACCGAGCUGCGCUUCGGACGCAAUCUGGAUCCGUCGAAGGUGCGUGUGGUGAACGUCAAGUCCAGCCAAGGCGAGAAUGUGGAGAUUCUGGUGGGCAGGAAUAGUCGCAAGGCGCGUGCCGAGGAGGCCGCGGGAUCGUUCUUUGUGCGCAGCUCCGAUGUUAAGCGGCCAGCUUCCGGCCAGGCCAGAAGCAAUGCCAAUCCGGCUGCCCGGCAGCUGAUCUUCGAGCAUACGCCGGCGCUGCUCAAGCAGAGCGAACUGGCCCAGCAGCAGCAGGAUUAUCGUCAGCGCAAGGCGGAGGCGGAGCAACGCCAGGCCAGAUUCAUACAGCUGCAGCUGGCCAAGGCGCAGAGCAAGGCGUUGGAGCAGCAGGCACUGCGCACCGGACGCCAGCUGGGCAGCGGCCCCGCCUGGCAGCCGGUCUACUUCCAGGCGCAGCCGACGGCACGGAACAACAACAACAACAACAACAACUACUCGCUGGCCAUGGAGCGCCAGUGGCAGCCGUAUACCUAUGCUGAUCCCGUCGAGGCACAGCCGCGUGUGCUGCGCCAGGCCAUCAGCUUUCCCAGCGAUCAGCAGUACGCCGGCUCCGAGCAGACGGAUUAUUACAGCCGCGAUGCACGCGCGUAUUCGGGCAAUGGCGGUGGGCGUGGCUCGCGUCCGCCACAGAAUCUGAUCACCAAGCACAACUACAACUCCCUGCCGCAGAAAUCCAAGUACGUCAGCUACAUGCCGCAUUCCGUGGUGGUUACGGCCAGUGCGGGCGUGGCCACGCCCACGCGCCGGACACCAGCGCCGGGCAGUCCGCAUCGCAAUCCCAUUGGCCAGAGCACGCACAGCGUUGUGGAUGGGCCGGCGGUGACACUGAUCGAGGGUGUACGCGUGCCGGACACGGCCGAGGACCGGGUGAAGACCUGGCGCAAUGCGCGCGUCCUCAACAACCAGCUGGUGCCAUAUCCCGAGGGCUACACGCCGCCGCGCGUCCAGAUGCCCAGCUUCGACAGAUAGGCUAUGCCUGCUCCUACCGGCUCCUUGCCAGGCCGCCUUCCUACUUCACAUAUGUGUAUUUAAAUAUUUCCAUUACAUUUAUUG
Messenger RNA from Drosophila novamexicana, 1360 nucleotides. RefSeq lists its product as uncharacterized. The record is from RefSeq and is a predicted model, not a curated record. The transcript is spliced from 2 exons. The coding region runs from base 137 to 1276 and encodes 379 amino acids. Lineage: Eukaryota; Metazoa; Arthropoda; Insecta; Diptera; Drosophilidae.